AUGUCACAAGCGGGACUGAUUGACAUUAUGUACUUGAUCUUGUGGAUAGCUUUUCUCUUGGUCCAAGUCAGAGGUAAGUCUAGUCAUAGGCUUUUAGUGGAAAGGAGCAUGUUGUCUUUCUAAGGUAAAUUCUCUCUUUUUGUCAUAUUUCAAAUUGAUGAAUAGGAUGGAUAAAUAGUAAAUUGAGCUUGGACAAUUUUUGCUUAUAUCCUAACAAGUGGUUAUAACAAGCUCAUAAGUGGUUUUAACAAGCUUAAUAACACAAGUGGUUUCUUAUAACAAGUGGAUGUUUUUGGACUUAUAGGCCACUGUUACACCUCCAUCAACUCAGCCUAUGUGGACCAAAGGAUCCGGCCGGGCCACAGCUUCAGCCUGGCCUGUGAGUUUGUCUGCCUGCAACCCAGCCAUGCCAUGCAGUGGUGGAAGGAUGGCCGGGUCCUACUGAACGCUACCUCCAUCCUGCCCAACAUUACUCUGUCUAUGCAUGUGAUUGGAGCUGGGGAGAAGGACAGUGGGAACUACAGCUGUAGGACAGAACCACCUGAUGCCCUGGGCACCACAGCUGUUAUUACAGUGGGAGGUAAGAUCAAAUCAAAAUUAAAUCCAAUGUUAUUUGUCACGUACACAGUUUACAGCAGGUGUAAAAGGGGCAGCGAAAUGCUUAUGUGCUAACUCCGUCAACAUUGCAGUACAAUAAUCAAUAUCAAUAAUAAGAGUAAAAUAAAGAAAUCCAAAUUUAGGCCUGUGUGAUGUGUAACGUUGUCAGAGAUCUGAAUAUUUGUGUUAUCGCCCAGAGCUAAUAACUAGGCUUCAGCUCAGUGCGUUAAUACAGCCUUGUAGCACGCAGAUGACCCAGUUUAUACUCAGUCAGUUACACCUCUGUAUGUAUCUAAAUAUAAUGUUCCGUUUUUUACUCCCAGACCUCCCUACCUCUGGGCCCUCUGUCAAUACCCUUGAGCCCACGGUCGAGCCAAAGCAGGGUAUGUGUGAGGUGCGUGGGUUUGGGGUUUCCAGCCAAGGUGAGAUGUUCAUUCCCAUCCACAUGGUUUAGCAGCCCUAUAGUUCACCGCCCAGCGUCUAUAGUUCACCGCCCAGCAUCAAUGAUAUUAAUGAGAAUAAUGUCCUUGUGGCUUCAGUGAUUUUAAUCUCUCUCUUUCUCUUUCCUGUCUGUCUCUCUUUUCUACAUUUCUUUAUUUUCUUUCUCUUUCUUUCUUUUCUACCGUAGAAAUAGCCUGGUAAAGAUGGAUUCAAGGGAAAUGUUUACCCUGGGACUCAGAGGUGAAAACAUCAAAGAGAUCAAAUUAACGUGAAGCUCUCUCUCUCUCUCUCUCUCUCUCUCUCUCUCCUCUCUCUCUCUCUCUCUCUCUCUCUCUUCUCUCUCUCUCUCUCUCUCUCUCUCUCUCUCGUCUCUUCUCUCUCUCUCUCUCUCUCUCUCUCUCUCUCUCUCUCUCUCUCUCUCUCUCUCUCUCUCUCUCUCUCUCUCUCUCUCUCUCUCUCUCUCUCUCUCUCUCUCUCUCUCUCUCUCUCUCUCUCUCUCAGGUGUUCUGGAUGUUGCGAUGGUGUGGUACCUACUGUUGAAGGCUGUAUUUCUCAUCCUCAUGGUGACCACUACAGCUCUGGUUCUAGCCUGCAGGCGCCGCUGA
Molecule: messenger RNA, 1643 nt
Organism: Coregonus sp. 'balchen'
Lineage: Eukaryota; Metazoa; Chordata; Actinopteri; Salmoniformes; Salmonidae
Source: the annotation of a GenBank genome assembly